This is a messenger RNA of Candidozyma auris, 3141 nucleotides long. Its product is annotated as ribosome biosynthesis protein KRE33. Gene Ontology annotation, biological process: rRNA acetylation involved in maturation of SSU-rRNA. The transcript has a single exon. Gene Ontology annotation, molecular function: ATP binding; tRNA binding; 18S rRNA cytidine N-acetyltransferase activity. Gene Ontology annotation, cellular component: 90S preribosome; nucleolus. The record is from RefSeq and is a predicted model, not a curated record. Bases 1 to 3141 code for a protein of 1046 amino acids. Lineage: Eukaryota; Fungi; Ascomycota; Pichiomycetes; Serinales; Metschnikowiaceae.
AUGGGUAAGAAGGCUAUUGACUCCCGUAUUCCGGCACUCAUUCGGAAUGGUGUCCAAGAGAAACAGAGAAGCUUCUUGAUUAUCGUUGGUGACAAGGCUAGGAACCAACUCCCAAACUUGCACUACUUGAUGAUGAGUGCAGACCUAAAGAUGAACAAGUCAGUGUUGUGGGCGUACAAGAAACAGCUUUUGGGAUUCACGUCACAUAGAAAAAAGAGAGAGAACAAGAUCAAGAAGGAGAUCAAGCGCGGGAUCCGUGAUGUGAAUGACCAGGACCCUUUCGAAGCGUUUAUUUCAAACCAGAACAUCAGGUAUGUCUACUAUAAAGAAACGGAGAAGAUUUUAGGUAACACAUACGGUAUGUGUAUUUUGCAAGACUUCGAAGGAAUUACGCCAAAUUUGUUGGCACGUACAGUUGAGACGGUUGAAGGAGGUGGACUUGUGGUGAUGCUCUUAAAGUCCAUGACUUCUCUUAAGCAGCUUUACACGAUGACCAUGGACAUUCACUCUAGAUACAGAACAGAGGCACACGAUGAUGUGGUCGCCCGUUUCAAUGAGAGAUUUCUCUUGUCUUUGGGUUCUUGUGAGACUUGUUUGGUAGUAGACGACGAGUUGAACGUAUUGCCCAUCUCCGGUGGUAAGCACGUCAAGCCUCUUCCCCCUGCUGACGAAGAUGAACUUACACCACAGCAACAAGAACUCAAAACGCUUAAGGAUUCAUUAGCAGAUGUCCAACCUGCUGGCUCCCUUGUUGCCCUUGCUAAGACAGUCAAUCAGGCUCAGGCGGUUUUGACAUUUAUUGACGUGAUUUCUGAGAAGUCUUUAAGAAACACUGUCACAUUAACGGCUGGAAGAGGUCGUGGUAAAUCCGCUGCCCUUGGUAUUGCCAUUGCUGCUGCUGUAUCUCACGGCUAUUCCAACAUCUUUGUCACCUCGCCUUCUCCUGAGAACUUGAAGACGCUCUUUGAGUUUAUUUUUAAGGGUUUUGAUGCUUUGGGCUUCACCGAACACAUGGACUAUGAUAUUAUUCAGCUGACAAACCCAUCCUUUAACAAGGCCAUUGUUAGAGUUGAUAUCAAGAGAGACCAUCGUCAGACUAUCCAGUAUAUAUCGCCUAAUGAUCACCAUGUUUUGGGUCAAGCCGAAUUGGUCAUCAUUGAUGAGGCCGCUGCUAUUCCAUUGCCUGUCGUCAAACGCCUCAUGGGCCCAUAUCUUGUGUUCAUGGCAUCCACCAUCAACGGUUACGAAGGUACCGGCCGUUCUUUGUCGCUCAAAUUAAUCCAGCAGUUGAGAGACCAGUCUCGUUCCAACUCGUCCAAUAAUGAGACCACAAUCGUCUCUCGUGACAAGAAGGGAAUUGACGUUGACACUGCUUCUAUGGCUAGAACUCUCCGUGAAGUCGUGUUGGAAGAACCUAUUCGUUAUGCACCUGGCGACCCUGUGGAGAAGUGGCUCAACAAACUUUUAUGUUUGGAUGCUACACUCACGAAGAAUGCACGUUUCGCUACCAAAGGAACACCCCAUCCAUCCGAGUGUCAGUUAUUCUACGUUAACAGAGAUACCUUGUUUUCAUACCACCCAGUCUCGGAAGCAUUCUUGCAAAAGAUGAUGGCAUUGUAUGUUGCAUCCCACUACAAGAACUCCCCGAAUGAUUUACAACUUAUGAGUGAUGCCCCAGCUCAUCAAUUGUACGUUCUUCUUCCCCCAAUCGAUCCAAAUGACAACAGAAUCCCAGAUCCCUUGUGUGUUGUACAGUUGGCACUCGAAGGUGAAAUUUCAAAGGAAUCUGUAAGAAGGUCUUUGUCGCGUGGUCAGCGUGCUGGUGGUGACUUAAUCCCCUGGCUUGUGUCACAACAAUUUCAAGAUGAGGAGUUUGCAUCCUUGAGUGGUGCCAGAGUUGUUCGUAUCGCCACUAAUCCGGACUAUGCUGGUAUGGGUUACGGUUCUAAAGCUUUGGAGUUGUUGCAAGAUUACUUCGAAGGUAAGUUCACUGAUAUCAGCGAGUCAAACGUCCUUGACGAUCACACACUCCAAAGGGUCACCGAUGACGAGUUGAAGGGUGCUUCUCUUAAGGAUGAGAUUCGUCUCCGUGACGCUAAGGCUCUUCCGCCGCUUUUACUCAAGUUGUCAGAAAAACCCCCUUAUGCGCUAGAUUACCUCGGUGUGUCGUACGGUAUGACUCCUCAAUUGCAUAAAUUUUGGAAACGUUCUGGCUUUGUUCCUGUUUACUUACGUCAAACCGCCAAUGAGUUGACUGGUGAGCACACUAGUGUUAUGUUGAAGGUCUUGAGAAAUAAGAACGACGCUUGGCUUCACGAAUUUGCCAAAGAUUUCCACAAGAGACUUUUGCACUUGCUUUCUUACGAGUUCAGGAAGUUCACUGCCGUUCAGGCACUUAGCCUAAUAGAAUCAGCCGAACUGGGAGAAAGCGCUAACUUCAAACCCAAACCAUUCACUAGAGACGAGCUCGAUGCUAUUCUUUCUCCAUUUGAUUUAAAGAGAUUGGACUCUUACGCUAACAACAUGUUGGAUUACCAUGUAAUUCUCGACAUGCUUCCAUUGCUUGCAUCCCUUUACUUCACUAAGCGCACUGAUAGCAAGGUAAGCUUGUCGUCUGUUCAGGCAGCCAUCUUGCUAGCAAUUGGGUUACAGCACAAGAACAUGGAUGACGUUUCGAAGGAGUUGAACUUGCCUGUAUCCCAAUCCAUGGCCAUGUUCUCUAAGAUUGUGCGUAAAUUCUCCACAUACUUCCGUGAAUUGUUGAGCAGGGAUAUCGAAAAGAGCAUGCCUGCUCUUGAAGAUGACGAGAUGCGUGAAAUGAAUGGAGAAGAGCCAAUAAAUGCUUACGAUGCCGAAGCAGCGGAGGAGGCGCUUAACGCCGAUUUGAAUGAGGCUGGUGAAGAAGCGGUGUCUGAGUUAAGGACGAAACAAAGAGAGCUUAUCAAUGCACUUGACUUGAAGAAGUAUGCUAUCAGCGAUGAUGUGAAGGAAUGGGAUGAUCAGGCUGCUGAGAGGGCCGCAAAAGGUGAUGGUGUUUUGAGCGUCAAGAGCAAUAGACAGAAGAGAAAAGGCGAAAGCUCCGAGAAGAUUCUCGAGAGCGAAAUGAAGAGCAAGUCUAAGAAGAGUAAGAAAAGAAAGUAA